AUGAAAAAUCACCAGUCCCGUCCAACUGGAUUUAUACCAUUCCUAGGAGCGAAUGUGUCCUCAUUUGACGGCCAUGGACGUGGACGUAGACGCGGAUGUAGUAGUGGUCGUGGAUAUAGUCACAAUAUAAAUAAUUAUCAUAAUCGUGAUGGUCAUAAUUUCUCAUUGGUUUCUAGAAGGAACUUCACAUCGUCCCACCAAAAGUGGAAUUUAAAUGGGACCAAGCAGGCAAAAGGAAAAACUUUGCAAAACAAAGCUCCUGAGAUAUAUGAUGACAAACCUUACUAUAGGUCUGGAAUGAAAGGGCAUUGGUCACUUACCUAUCGAACGCCCAAACAUUUAUUCGAUCUUUACCGUGUCUCAAUGAAUGAUAAGAGAAAAGGAAAUGAAUUCGAAAUGAAUUUUGUUAAUGAUGACAUGCCAGUUAGUAUUACUCACCUCGAUGUUUCUGACUUCUUUGUUAAUCCGAGUGGUAGUAUUAAUCAUUUGAUUGGUGAUGGAAAUUUCUAUACCAAUUAA
Messenger RNA from Cornus florida, 519 nucleotides. RefSeq lists its product as uncharacterized. The record is from RefSeq and is a predicted model, not a curated record. The transcript has a single exon. Bases 1 to 519 code for a protein of 172 amino acids. NCBI's taxonomy places the organism in Eukaryota, Viridiplantae, Streptophyta, Magnoliopsida, Cornales, Cornaceae.